AUGAGGUCUGCCAGACUGGUUCGCGGCGCAUCCGUGCAGCGGCCCAAUUUGAGCGUCCGUGGUCGUGUACCCAGCGCCUUGGCCGCCGCUUCCGCAGCAAAUCUCCGAUUCAACGGCGGGCGACUCCCCUCGCACAUCCAGGCUCUGGCCAUUCUUGUCCCUCACCAGCGCUUCUAUUCCACCGAGACCUCGCACUCGGCCAAUUCCUCGUCAUCUUUUCCUCCUCCGGGCUUCAAUGCAGAAGAGGCCAAGAAGCCGCUCUCGCAGCAGAGCGAAAAGAACCCGUCUCCCAAGAAUGAGGGCCAGUCCGUGGGUUCGCAGUCGGAAUCAUCGAAUUCACAGCGGGUAGAUGAAAAGAAAGCGGCGGAAGCAGAGGCCGCCAAAACUGGUGCUGAUUUGGACAAGAAAGACAAAGUCGUCGAGGACAAGAAGGAGAAGAAGUUGACUAUCGGCCAGAAGAUCAAGAAGGAGGCCCAACACUACUGGGAUGGUACCAAGCUUCUUGCGACAGAAGUCAAGAUCAGUACAAAACUGGCUAUGAAGAUGGCGGCCGGGUAUGAGCUGAGUCGUCGUGAGAACAGACAGCUUCAAAGAACUGUCAAGGACCUCGGACGGCUGGUCCCGUUCGCGAUGUUCGUUAUUGUUCCAUUUGCUGAACUCCUGCUUCCCGUCGCUUUGAAGCUCUUCCCCAACAUGCUUCCUAGCACAUACGAAGGACAGAAGUCGCGUGAACAGAAGGCCAUGAACCUGCGAUCAACUCGAAAGGAAGUCGCCUCGUUCCUCCAGAACACUCUCCGUGAGACUGGUCUCCCUGUGAGCGCUGCCAAUGCGAAGAAAGAGGAGUUCACCGAGUUCUUCAGAAAGAUUCGCACGACGGGCGAGUCCCCCUCCCCCGAGGAUGUCGUCAAGGUCUGCAAGAUCUUCAAGGAUGAUCUGACUCUCGACAACCUGUCCCGUCCUCAACUGGUCGCCAUGUGCAAAUACAUGAACCUGAACUCUUUCGGCACUGAUGCGAUGCUCCGUUACAGUAUCCGUCACCGCAUGCGCCAGAUUAAGCGCGAUGACCGUGCUAUCUUCUACGAGGGUGUUGACUCACUGUCGGUGCCUGAGCUUCAGAUGGCUUGUGCUUCGCGUGGUCUUCGCACCCAUGGGGUGUCUCCCGCCCGACUCCGGGAGGAUCUGUCCAUGUGGCUCGAUUUGCGGUUGAAACAGGGUGUCCCCUCGACGCUCCUGGUUCUCAGCAAUGCCUACAUGUAUGCCCAGCACGGCAAGGAAUCAGAGAUGGCUUCCCAGAUCGACGCUCUGCAGGCUGUCCUGUCUAGUAUCCCCGAAGAACUGUUCCAUGAGAUCGAGCUCGAGGUGCACAACGCUGAAGGCGCCGCUACUAACAAGCAGCGUCUGGAGGUCAUUAAGGAGCAGCAGGAGCUUAUUGAGGAGGAGAACCAGCAAAACACCCAUAACGAAGAGAAGGGAGUGCCUGCACCCAAGGAUAUCGAAGAUAUCGAUGAGGAUGCCAAGGUAGCCACGGCUGAUGCGAAGCAAGCCGCUGAAGCGAAUGAAGCCGUGGAGGACGGCAAGGAAGCCGAGAAGAAUGACAAACAGACCGAGAAGGCGGAGCAGGAGAAAGAGCAGAAGGAGACCAAAUAG
Molecule: messenger RNA, 1647 nt
Organism: Paecilomyces variotii
Lineage: Eukaryota; Fungi; Ascomycota; Eurotiomycetes; Eurotiales; Thermoascaceae
Product: MRS7 family protein
Exons: 3
Coding region: 1-1647 (548 amino acids)
Biological process (GO): intracellular monoatomic cation homeostasis
Cellular component (GO): mitochondrial inner membrane
Molecular function (GO): ribosome binding
Source: RefSeq, a predicted model, not a curated record